Vigna angularis (adzuki bean) is the source of this 1884-nucleotide messenger RNA. RefSeq lists its product as uncharacterized. The record is from RefSeq and is a predicted model, not a curated record. Gene Ontology annotation, biological process: proteasome-mediated ubiquitin-dependent protein catabolic process; protein polyubiquitination; protein autoubiquitination. Gene Ontology annotation, molecular function: ubiquitin protein ligase activity; ubiquitin conjugating enzyme binding; cyclin binding. The transcript has 5 exons. Bases 83 to 1798 code for a protein of 571 amino acids. Lineage: Eukaryota; Viridiplantae; Streptophyta; Magnoliopsida; Fabales; Fabaceae. Gene Ontology annotation, cellular component: nucleus; cytosol; ubiquitin ligase complex.
UUUUAUUCCAUUCUUACUGACUAAUGAUGUCUGUGUAUUUGAAUAUCUGACUGGAGGAGCACAGAGCAAGGAAGGUAGUAGAAUGAGCGGCGGGAAGGGCGAACAAGGAUGGCGUUACACAUGGGAAGCACAGUCCCAUAUCCCAACGAUACGUUUAAUGGUCUUCCCCAACGACAAAACCCUAAACCCCUCUCUCCAAUGCCACGACCUCUCCAUCAACCUUCACUCCUCACACUCUUUCCUCACUCUCACAGCUUUCUCCCUCUCCCUUAGGGUUCCGAUUCCAGCCGUCAUGCUCGAUGCCGACUCUCCAGUAACAUUCCGCGCACUUUCCGACCACAUCGAGGUCAAGCUCCUCCUCCUCCUCCCCGUCGACCAUCCCAUCCUUUCUUCCCUUCACCCUUCACCAACUCCGCUGCCGGACCCUCUCAUACCAGAAUCUGAUGUCAAAAAUUUAUCUUCUGCUGGAGAAGUUGACUUUUACUGCAGAACUUGCACCUUCAAGUUGACCAAAAUUCCUCUCAGGAAUUUUGUUGAAAUGCCAUCAGUGAAUUGGAGAGAAGUGGCUGACAACUGGUUUGGGGCUUGUUGUUGCUCUUUUGGAGGAAUAAGUGAGAAGAUGGUGAUGAGGUAUGUCAGUUCAUAUACAUGCAUGCCGGGGGUCUGUCUAUUAACUUCUGCUUCUAUCACUAUUUGCAAGGAUGAUCUUGUGGAAUAUAAUUUUCCAGAAGGGUGUGGAAAGCAAGAGUGUACUUCUGUAGCAGAAAACCCCAUAGAUGAUGUUAUCGGCAAACUCUCAAGGAGCUGCGAAUUGAAUGAUGAAAGGACUUCAACUUGCAGUAAUGAUGAAAGAACUUCAAUUUGCAGUGAUGAUGGAGGAGUGACCCUUGCUUUUGAAAGAAAUUAUAGGUUUGAACACUCUGAGGAUGAGAAGCUUUCUAUGAAUUCGAGAAGUGAAGUUGCAAAGAGUAAACCUGAUUCAGGUCAUUUCUCUGAUUUGCAUCCAGAUUCAAAUGGCACCAAAGAUGUCAUGGAAAUUCCGAGUUGUUGUGCUCAUAUGACAAACAAUCUUGGGGAUGAAGACAGUGAGCAUCAUUCAUGUGGAACUGCUGGAAGGGAAGGGAUGCCAACAGAGACCCUGGAAAUUCUGGAAAAUCAAAAGACUUUACUCAAUGGUUUUCUUGAAGAUAUUUUCAUGGCUAGAUUAUCGAAUCUUACGAAGGAUAUUGAUUGGCGUGAAUUUACAUGCCCUCAAUGUGCGUCUGUCAUUGGAGCCUACCCAUGUUGUGAGGGGCAUACACCUGUAGAUGGAGGAGUACGGCUAUUCAAAUGUUAUAUUUCAACCUGUUUGCCAUUUGGAGGAUCUGAGGACAUGUUCAGCAAAUAUACAAUGGGCAAAAUGUUUGCAAAUCGGUUGAUGGAGUGUGCAAAUGACGAAUCAUUAUUUCGGUUUGUGAUUAGAGAUCUAACAACCAAAUCCCCCGUUCUACAAAUCAUUCUUUUAAAUCCAGAUACUUGGUCUUGUUCUGGUAAUUGUUCUGAUACAGAAGACAAAGACCCAGUUCAUAAACUGAAGUUACAGCCCAUCAUCAAAGUGCUUUAUUCUGACUUCCACAACGCAACAGCAUCUCAAUCAAGGAUUAUAGAGGAAUGGGCAACAAAGAAUUCGGCUGAAAGCAUUUUCAUGUCGACUCGUCAGACACAAGAAUUGGUGGGAUUGUUCAUCUCAGCAAAAGAUUUAUAUCCACCUUCAUGUACUUCUUUCCAAGGUUUAAUUUUGUCGUCUUUGCAAUGGUAGUAAUAUAUUCAUUACCUAAUUUUGCAACCAAAGUUAAAUAGGGCUGAGCCCUUAAAUGCAUACUUAAAAGUUUUAUUUUGUAUGAA